Messenger RNA from Cariama cristata (Red-legged seriema), 1596 nucleotides. RefSeq names its product phosphatidylinositol glycan anchor biosynthesis, class Z (gene PIGZ). Gene Ontology annotation, molecular function: alpha-1,2-mannosyltransferase activity. Lineage: Eukaryota; Metazoa; Chordata; Aves; Cariamiformes; Cariamidae. Gene Ontology annotation, cellular component: endoplasmic reticulum membrane. The record is from RefSeq and is a predicted model, not a curated record. The transcript has a single exon. Gene Ontology annotation, biological process: GPI anchor biosynthetic process. The coding region runs from base 1 to 1596 and encodes 531 amino acids.
AUGUAUGUAUUUUUCUUUUUUUAUUCCUUUAUAGGGGAUAUUUUAAACCUACAGGUCUAUUAUCCUUGGGAGUUCCUUUCCAGCUCUCCUUGCAGAACAGUUGUAUUCCCAUUAAUGACAUCUGGAGUUACCUACUGGGUGAUCAAGUCCUUGCAGCAGCUGGACAUAUGUUCAAGUUGCAUCAACAGCUACACCCUUCUUGUAUCACCUCGCCUUCUCUUUACAAUCUUUUCUUUCAUACUUGACUAUAGUGUUUAUCGAUUAGCUCCUUUCUGGGAAGUGGAUCCAUGGAAAGCACUGGUACUUCUUGCCGGAUCGUAUGUCACUCUGGUAUUUUAUACAAGAACGUUUACCAACACGCUUGAAGGACUUCUCUUUGCUCUUCUGAUGGUAUUGGUUUCCUCAAGAAAGUCUGAUGGCAGCUUAGCAGAGCCUACAAGCAGCUCUCUCGUGGGUAUUAUAACAACUGCUGGGUUUUUCAACAGGCCAACCUUUCUGGCAUUUGCUCUAAUGCCCCUGCUUUACUGGGCAGGUUUAAUUGUUGACUCUCAAAAGAGCGUUAAAACUGUCAUAAACCACUUUUUGAAGCUUGUCCUAUGUGCAUGUUUUACUGCCAUUGUUUUCAUAACAGCCGACACCUUCUAUUUUACCUCCGUGGGCUUAGACAACAUCUACAGCAUUAGAAAGAGCAGCCUAUUUGAUUUAAUAGGUCAAUUAAAUGAGAAAAUGAUAGUAACCCCUUUCAAUUUUCUCAGCUAUAAUCUUAAUCCUCAUAAUCUUGCACUGCACGGAAGUCACCCACGAGUUACACAUUUUACAGUCAAUGGAAUAAUGCUCUUUGGGAUCUUACAUAUUCUGGCCAUUGGUGCCGGUUUUAAAAUGUUAAAGAAGUAUAUCCAUCAAUUAAUAGGGGUCAGAUCAUAUUACCAUGGGUCGUCUGGGCUAUUGGUGCAUUCCGAGGGCAAUCCAACAUUACUGCUGUUUUAUUUUGUUCCCUUGGCAUUUCUCUCCCUAUUCAGUCACCAAGAACCUCGGUUUCUCAUUCCCCUCAUCUUGCCAUUAGUCCUGUUCAGCACAUCACAGAAUAGAGCUAUGAAGUGGAAACAUGUCAUUAUUAUUUUCAAUAUUGUCGGGGCUUUGCUGUUUGGGUGCUUACACCAAGGAGGACUGAUACCAUGUUUGUUUCACUUGGAGCAACUCAUGCGCUCUCCAGAGUCCUCAAACCAUCCAAGACACUAUACUCUACUCUUUGCUCACACCUACAUGCCUCCUAGGUCUCUGCUUAACAUCAAGAAGAGAGACACGCAUAUAGAAGUCAUUGAUAUGGCUGGGUCUGAAGAAGAAACCCUCUGCCAAACAGUGGAGCAGCAAGCAAACAAUUUUACCUGCAACGACUGUCAUGUCUUUGUUAUAAUCCCUGGUACAGUCAGAGCCACAAUUACAAAAUGUGGUGUCUCAUUCAAGAAUGAGACUUUGAUAUUUCCACACUUAUCAAUGGAAGACCCACCACAAAUAUCCUUUCUAUUCAGUGGAAAUUGGAGGAGUCAGUUAGGACUGUACAUCCUUCAGCUAGACAGAGAUCAGCAGAGCCUUUAG